AACAAAUGCUACAUUAGAAAACGAGUUCCUUAAUGCAAAUAAAAGCAUCAGCAGCAGAAGUAGAAGAAAAAACAAGUCGAUGUCAAUGCUUAAAUUGAUUUGUAACGAAAGUCAUCACUGGCACAAUGCAAAGUUUGGAUUCAUCAUGUCAAGAAGCUGAUUUCAUAAUAAAUGACACUUUGAAGAAGCUCAAAGGCUCUAAUUCAGCAAGUUCUGCCAAUGCGAAUUCGGUAUCUUUAGGUGGGUCGAGUGCUUCGAACGCAGCAAUACUUAGACAGCAACACCAUCAUCAUACACAACAGCAACAGAUUAUUUACCAACAUCUACCGCAAUCGUCAUCAUCGUCAGCACAGCAGCAACAGCAGCUGAAAUAUCAGACGUACCAGCAAUUGCAAAAUGCUCUUCAGGGCACGAAUGUGUCAUCGUCCUCGACUUCGACGUCGGGACAAUUGCAACAACAACUACAAAAUGUGUUGUCCAGUUCUCAGCAGCAUCAUCAGCAGCAGUUGUCCCCACCACAGCCACCUACACCGCCGUCCCUUGUGUCGUCUUCGGCGACGUAUAGUGUCACAUUUCCGACAAAGUCGUCGCUCAUAGAUAACAGUUUGUUGCACUGUAACAUCUCACAAAUACCCAGUCAACCUCCAUUAUGUAUAUUCGAUGAUGAUGAACCGACACCUUCCGAACAACCUCCCGCCGAACUAUUGGCACCAUCGGCCACGACAUCGUCAUCACUUAGUAGUGGCUCAACACUAAAUUCGUCACUUAACUAUGACGGAUUAGGAUUACUGGGUCAUGGCCCUGCUUCUAAUUCAAACAGUAGCCAUGGCAGUGGCACUGUACACCAUAUACCUAUGGCGGCGCCAUCGCCGUCUGUAUCUGCGUCUACAGCAUUUUCGAAUUUCAAUUCGAUAACCUCACCAUCACCUGUAGUUCCAGACCUAUUAUUGUCUACACCGCCAGGUGUAAAUUCUUCUUCACAAUCCGUCAACAAUAAUAACAACAGCAAUCAUAACAAUAAUACAAACAAAAAGGCUGAAAAACGUCCUUCUUCCUCGUCCUCAUCCUCCUCCGCAGCAUCCUUAUCGACGUCAAACCAUCUUCAUCAGCAGCAAACUCAUCACCACCACUACCAGCAGCAUUCGUCGCAGAAUCACCUUACCACACACAAUUCCCAUUUGCUAGGUUCGUCGUCGUUGCCGACAUCAUCAUCAGCAACGUCUGGGGCAACUGCAUCGCCUACCUCAUCGCCAAGUAAAAGGCAAAAAAUUAAAGACUCUUCAACGAAAAGCUCUCAUUCGCCGUCGUUACCACGAUCAACAUCAACUUCCAAUAGCUCAGGUUCUUCAUCGGCUGGUGGUGGUACCAGCUAUACGUCCACAUCUUCCUCAUCAAGUGGUUCCAAACGUGAAUCCUCAUCGCAAAACUCAUCAAGCACAUCGUCGUCGUCGUCGACACACAAGUUCUUCAAUAUACAUGAUCGAAUUAAGGAUCACUAUUUCCAGUUACUGGCCAAUGACUUGAGUCUAUUUGCCGAAACAGGGCUCAAACAACGGACUCGCUCCUUUGUGUUAGAACGUGUCGUUGAGUGUGAAAGACUCAAUACAAUUGUGGUUAAUCUAUAUCCUGGCAACAAGGGAUAUGCAUUGGCUCUGCACUACGAUGACCGUCAAGUUCUACCAGUCGAUGGUGAUGGCGGUGCUGCUUUAGUUAACGAAUAUACAUCAACGUCAUUUCCAUCUUCGUCGUCAUCAUCUUCUAUGAAAAUUGUAUCUAGUCGGAAUACAAACAUCACUGUAAACAGCGGAGGCGGCGGAAGCGGCGGAGGUAGUAGCAGCAGUAGUAAACUUCAUCCUUGUCCCAUACCACCCGAUUUGAAGAGAUCACAUAAUGAUCAUUUGUUGGCAAGUGAAAUUUCGGCAAUGGACGCCUCUGCCAGCGUUGAAUACUCAUUAGUUGAAGUUUUGCGUUGGCCCUACGAAAAUGACCAGCUAUUGCAAUGCAUCGAUCGUGAAGUUCUGCCCGACUUUUUAAUGGAUAUGCUUGCAGCAACCACAAUCACUUUACAAGCCCCCCAGGAUGAUAGUACAGGGACACCGCGCAUCUAUGCCAAACCCAAUGUUUUCUACGCCGGUUGUGUGGUGGCGCAAAUUCGCGACUUUCGACAAACGUUUGCCACCUCAACAAAUAUCUGUGAUACAAGACACGUGCUGUUACGACCCACCAAUGCAACAUUGUUCGCUGACGUCCAGCAUGUUGCGACCACGCUAAAUCAAACAAGCUCAGUCUGCGCUCCUGAAGAUAAGAUAGCUCUGGAGAGUCAACUGGUGCUGGCAACGGCUGAACCGCUCUGCUUGGAUCCCGAUCCGAGCAUAGGUCGUCAUGCCAUAAACUCGCAACACGAACGCCAACUGUUCAACACCCACGAAAUGAGGCGACAAAUGAAGAAGUAUACUCAGAUUUCCAUAAACCGCAAGAGAAAAUUGGAUCAGUUUACUCAUCACUACGGUCUAGAAUUGUGCGAUUAUCUUUCACGUCUCAGAUCGAGACCUAGGUCCGGACUAGCAGCAGCAAACGCAAACUCUGCAACGGCAGUCGGUGGAUCAGGUAAUCCACUAGUUAGUGCCACUAUGUUGACAUCGUUCGCGUCGAAGGUGCCGAAACGACCGAAAGAUGUGAUGCGCACCAUACGGCCACCUCGCCUAGACUACCCGGCAAAUCUUAAGGUACCCGAUCAAAUGAUGAACAUUGACAAGUAUGCCAAGACCAACGAGAGACCGAGGGAAACCACCGACUGCCAACCCCAACUGAUAGAAGAGUAUAUAUUGGAGACGGAGCGUGACGAUAACGAAGGACGACGAGUUGUAUAUCACAUCAAGUUGUCAAUAUUUCAAAGGCCAUCAAAUUCAGAGUACCUGGGAGAAUUGUAUGUGGAUCGUGAUUACCGGGAGGGCAUACGGAAUGGAGAGUCCUGUCGCUUUCCCCUGGGGACACGAGUCCAUGCGAAUCGUUAUAUUCAACAAUUCACGGAGAUAUUUACGGAGGAAGGUCGCAAGGCUGUAAAGAUUACCCAUUUGGUUCCGGGUCACGUGCCGAAGGUGACACACACGGGCAUAACGCCGGAACAAAGGCAGGCGUUAUUGUUGCAGCAGCAGCAACAGCUGCAGUUGCAGCAGCAACAACGGCAGGCAGCAUUAAUAGCGGCACAACAACAGCAGCAGCAACAACAACAGCAAUCUAUGCAGCAGCAACAGCAAGUCUUGUCGCAACAGCAUUUGGUGGUUGUCGGUCCCAAUGGACAACAACAGCACAUCAUACCAGCCACGGUGCAACAUGUUGCUAACAGCACAUCACAGCAGCAGCAACAGUCGGUGCAACAUGUUGCCAAGAAUAUCAAUAUUGUCAAUGUGACUGGCAACAAUACUGCCGCAGCGGUAACACACGUUCUCAGGCAGCAACAUCAACAGCAGCAGCAACAACAAGUGUCUACCACCCAAUUUAUAGAUGCCAAUGGCGCAACGGUUCAGCUGCAACAUGCCACUCUCACUGCCUCCGGUUCCAAUGCCAAUGCAACGAAUAACGCAGGCACAAACACCAUCUCAAGUGUUGGUGGACCCCACCACAUACAACUGCAGCAAAUAACUGCUGCUACUGCCACUGGUGCAGGCGGUCAAGGUCUGGGUGGAAACUCAUCGGCUGGUGCUCCGUCUACUACAACUACCCAUCAAUUGAGCCUGAGCAAUGGCUCCUUGGUAUUGGUACAACAACAUCCUCCCUCCAAUACGCAGACGGUGCACCACCAGCAAACAACGACACAUCAGGCUCUCCAGCAUGCUGGUAUAACAAUACAACCAGCCAAUGUUUCUCACCAGCAGGCACAAGGUCAACAAAAGACGCAAGUUAUUACCACAACCCAGCUGAAUUCCCUUACGUCUGGAAACAAUUCGGCCCUAAGAACCCAACUCAGUUCUAAUGUGCCACUACUGCAAGCCCAGUUGAAGGCAGCCCCUUUGGUGACUGCCACAAAUCAGCAACAACAACAAUUAUUGCAUAAACAACAAAACACUGCCAAUAGUUCAACCAAUACAACAAAUGUGGGGGGAACCGGAAAUACUACUACAACCCUGCAUAACAAUCCGGCUAUAAAUGCAAUCGUCACGAGCAUUAUGAACAGCGCCAAUCAGUGGCAGCAGCAACACCAACAGCAGCAGCAACAACAUCAGAACACAUCAAAUUCAAACACUUCCACAACUGCAACAACGCUGAAGAGCUCGAGUAAUGCUUCCAUAUUGAGUUUAUUGAAUAGUGCACCGGCAGCUAUGACUAGUACGCCUGUUGCCAGUGGAACUUUUACUACAACGAGUGGACAACCCUCACAACAGCAACAGCAUACCGUUACUUUGGUGCCACACACUACUACCACCAGUCUCCACCAGCAGCAGCAAGCGCAGCCUCAACAGCAGCAACAACAACAAACAACGGCGGUAGUCACAACAGAUAAUUUUGUACAAGCGGCUGCCCCUCAACCACCUCCCCCCUCAGUGCCAAGUCAGACGCAACGUAAACAAAACGAGGUCUUACAGAAUCUGCUGAAUCCUGGUCGAAAAAUCAACAUUGUAAGCAGUGGUGGGGCGGGAGUUGGUGGCGCCACAACAACAUUUCGUACAAACGCAGCUGGUAAUAUAAUAGCGGUGAAUCUCAAUCAGCCAUCGGGUCAACACCAUAAUCACCAUCAGCAACAGCAGACACAAACCGCACAACAGAUGCACACCGAGCACGUGGUGCAGACGCAACAUCAGCAGCCACAGCCUACCACUGUUCGAGUAUCGAUGUCGGCUUUGGCGUCACAGUUGGCAUCACCGCCUGCCAUAAUGACCAACAGUACAAAUUUCGGUGGUUACACGUUGAGCACUGUAACCGGCACAGGCACGAGUGGAGGCGGAAGCAUCAAAAUACUCAACAGCGGUAUACAACAGCAGCGGGUAUUGGCCAAUGCUUUGCGCAGAGAUUCACUUAAUAGUGUAUCGCAGGGCCCGCCAAAUGCUAUAGUCGUGGGUAUGGCCGCUCCUUCGCCGGGCUCCGAUUCGAAUGCUUCAAACGCCAGCGGUUUUGCGAUACCUCAGUCAACGUCGGCCAGUGGAGGUGGUGGCAGUAGUGGCAAUACCACGACAUUAAAUGCACUCUUAGCGAAUGCCACGCCAUCCCCCUCUGGAUCCGAUCAUUCGCAGUCGUCCCAAAACCAAAAUCAGAGUUUACUUGAGAGACUAAACAGCGGUGGUGUUACGGCGGGUGCUGCUUUGCCCAACAUGUCGCCUCAACAGCAUGCCCACCCCACACCACAACAGCAGUAUAUAACGAAAAGUCUAGUACAAUCUCCCGCCAAUUCUUCCAUACAUUCGCCAAUGUCUAGUCCGCAUCCACAGCCAUCUCCGUCGCCCCAUUUGCCACCGCCACCUCCCACUCAACAAUCUCAGACACCGCAGCAGCAGCAGCAACAACAACAGCAAAAUCAACAACAAACCCAAACGACAACACUCAACCUACAAGGUAUCAACUUCUCCACUCUGCAGGGUGCAAUGGCCAACUUCCCGGGUCUGCAAAAUGUUCAAGUUCAAAUUCCAGGUUUUAAUCAGCCAAUAUCUCUCCAACUGACUGGAGGAAGCAUACAAGCAGUGCAACAACCCGCUCAAUCUAAUAAUUCCGUGUCAGUAGUAGCCACCAGCGUCAGUUCAGCCUCAAAUCAGCAGAGCAACAACAACAGCAGUGCUGUUGUAGCAACACAAAAUUCCAAUACUAGUCAACAACAACAAUCCCAUCCUCAGCAGAGGAGUCUUUUGGUGUCGGUACCGGUGAGCUCGGCCACAAAUCAGCAACAGCAACAAUCUUCCACCCAGCAUACGAUCACCCUGCAACCGCAGCAAUUACACCAGCAGCAUGGAUCGACGGCCACCGGUACAAUAGUUAACUUGCAGACUGGCACCGUUGCCACAGCGACCGGUGGAACGCAGACGGUGGUAUUGACUAACAAUUCUGGUGCUGGUGGUGGUGUAGUGUGUAACACAACGAAUUCAUCGGGCGGCGCCAAUGCCGGAGGCAAUUCUGGAAAUACAGGCACGACAAUGUUAACAUUACCAAUUGCCCAACUGGUAGGAGCUGGUGUACAGAAACUGAAUCCAUCGGCACUGAGAACAUCUAGUGCAACGUCGUCUGGAGCUGGCGUUUCAACAUCGAACGCUGCAACAGCAGCGGGUGGCAGUAUUAUUGUGCAGCAACAACCAUCCCAGAAUCAACAGCAAAGUGUUAAUCAUCAGGGCCAACAGGCCACCAUAACUGUUAGUAGUACGGGUGGUGGUAAUCAAACAAAUCAAGCAAUCCAAUUGGUCGGCACCAUACAACAAGGUGGACGUAAUAUCCAAGUGAUGGGACCGAAACAAUUGGCCGGUAGUCGUCAGAUCAUAACACAACGGCAAAUAGGAGGUUCCACCUUAAAAAUAGCGGCUGCUAAUCCAAUUAAUGCCACUUCUAAUACAAAUAUUACCUCAUCAGCCAAUCUAACUGCCACGCCCAUUGUAAUGUCGACGCAAAAAUUACAACUGAAAACUAUAAAGGCAACUGCGGCGUCACAACAACAACAAAGCCAACAACAGCAGCAACAUCAACGCAUUCUCAAUCAAAUAACAGCAACCGCGCAGACGCAGAAUACGCAAGGAACGCAACAACAGCAUCAAACGCAGACGGUUAUUAUAGGCCAGGCUACCGCUCAAGCAACUGCAGUGCAACAACAAGGCUCCCAGUCCCAGACACAGCAGCAACAACAACAGCAGCAGCAACACAUACAAAUAUCGGCGAGGGCUGGCAGCAAUUUAACGCAACGUGCCAUUACCGCCCUUGUGGCGAAACAGCAGCAACAACAGGCAGCUGCAGCCGCUGUAGCUGCGGCGAAUCGGAGACGUUCUGCGACUGAUGUAAAUAAGUAA
This is a messenger RNA of Musca vetustissima, 6977 nucleotides long. RefSeq names its product AF4/FMR2 family member lilli (gene Spt20). NCBI's taxonomy places the organism in Eukaryota, Metazoa, Arthropoda, Insecta, Diptera, Muscidae. Gene Ontology annotation, cellular component: SAGA complex. Bases 126 to 6977 code for a protein of 2283 amino acids. Gene Ontology annotation, molecular function: transcription coregulator activity. The transcript has 7 exons. Gene Ontology annotation, biological process: regulation of transcription by RNA polymerase II. The record is from RefSeq and is a predicted model, not a curated record.